AUGUCUCUCAAAGGAAAAGUUAUCUUGGUCACAGGCAGCACCAAAGGCAUUGGCAAAGCCGUUAUCGAGCGUGUCGCGGCAGAUGGCGCCAGUGUCGUCAUCAAUUACUCCAGUGAUGGCGCGCCAGCAGAAGAGAUGGUCAAUAAGAUCGGGCCCGAUAGAGCGCUGGCCAUAAAAGCCGACGUAUCCAGUAUCCCCGAGAUUGAGAAGCUCGUCCAAGCUACGGUGGACAAGUUUGGAAAAAUUGACUGUGUCAUGGCCAACGCUGCUUGCGCGCCCAUGAAUGAUCUCGAGAGUACGACGGAAGAAGCGUUCGACAAGUCUUUUGCGCUUAACGUUAAAGGCCCAUAUUUCCUUGUCCAGAAAUGUGUCCCUCAUAUGCCACGCGAUGGCCGCGUUAUUCUCGUCUCAACCGGUAUCUUGCACAACUCCAAUGUCCUACCUCGCUAUCUCCUCUACGCAGCCACCAAGGGACCCAUCGAGCAAAUGACAAAAGUAAUGGCCAAGGAACUUGGAGCCAAACAUGGCAUUACUGUCAAUUGCAUUGCUCCGGGCCCCACGGCGACGGAGAUGUUCUUUCAAGGCAAGUCACAAGAGAUGGUUGAUAUGAUCGCUGGGUUCAGUCCGCUCAAUAGACUGGGAACGCCACAAGAGAUCGCCGAGGUUGCUGCUUUUCUGGCGGGACCGGGAAGUUCAUGGGUAUCUGGUCAGAUUAUUGGGGCAAAUGGAGGAUCUUUUGUUUAA
Messenger RNA from Fusarium poae, 744 nucleotides. RefSeq lists its product as uncharacterized. NCBI's taxonomy places the organism in Eukaryota, Fungi, Ascomycota, Sordariomycetes, Hypocreales, Nectriaceae. The record is from RefSeq and is a predicted model, not a curated record. Bases 1 to 744 code for a protein of 247 amino acids. The transcript is spliced from 2 exons.